UUACACCCACACUUCCUGUCGAGCCCAAGGAGUCUCGGAUGAGGAAGUCAAUGACGCUGUCACCCACCCUGGCUAAGUCAUCUCCCUAAUCUUGGGUCUUGCAUGGUUCAUGGUGGAGGUGCAGCAGCCAUGAAGCUGAUGAGGCUACACUGUGUGGUGGAUCCCAUGGGCUGGCUGUGCAUCAGCCUGGUGUUCGGCGUCUGGCUCUACAACUCCUUGUUCAUUCCAAAGCUGGUACUGCUGCCGCACUACAAAGAGGGACACAUUCCCUGGGCUGUGGUUGUCAGUUACUACACCGCCUCCGCAUUUUGCUUCGCCGCCCUAGUCAGAGCUUCCACAGCGGAUCCUGGACGCCUUCCCGUUAACCCGCAUAUACCUCACUCUGAGCGACAGCACUGGGAAUUAUGCAGCAAGUGCAACCUGAUGAGGCCCAGGAGGUCACAUCAUUGCAGUCGCUGUGGCCACUGUGUGCGCCGGAUGGACCACCACUGCCCCUGGAUCAAUAACUGUGUGGGGGAAGACAACCACUGGCUCUUUCUGCAGCUCUGCUUCUACACCAUGGUGCUCAGUUUCUUCACUCUGGUGCUGGACUUCUGCCAGUACUACUACUUCCAGCCUCUCACUCAACUAGACCAGGAGAGGUUUACAACGCAGCACGAACUAGCUCUACUGCGACUUUCAGCGUUCAUGGGUGUGGUCAUGUUCGGCGGCAUGUCAGCCUUGUUUUAUUCUCAGCUGGCAGGAAUCCUGUCGGACACCACCACCUUAGAGCAAAUGACACUCACAUCAAGUGAAAUCGACAGCCACAGGAGACCGUGGCAGCUGACCCUGGCCGAAGCGUGCGGCACCCACUGGAAGGCGCUGUGGUUCGUCCCGCUCCGAAGCAGACGGGCGCUCAAACAAGUUGGCAGCAGCCUGUUUCGAACACACGUGUAGCCUACCUGUGGUAGGUGAGGAUUACAACCACAAUAGCCGCACAAAGACUCUGCGAACAGUACGGUAACAUCACAUGUACUUCAAAGGGUAUGUUCAGUUUUAUCGGUACAGAGGCGUACGGGUUUCCCACACAGCACACGUGUAGAGAUGGGCAACGGGGCAAGAAACCAGAAACCAGAAGAAACUCUCAUUUACUCAAAAUAGAACAAAAAUACACAUUGUUGAAACUAUUACUGUGGCAAUUGCCCAAAAAGAAAUUCUGUUAUGUAGGGGCGUCCCAAGCGCGUUGCGGGGGACAUUUUUGGCUUGUUUGUUAUUGGCCAUUUGCUUGUUUUAAAAAAAACAACUAAUUUAUUAUUAAUGACACAUAUCAUUCGAUAUCACACUGAUUUGUUUUGUCACCUAUACCACAAAGCUAAUAUGUUUUGUUCAGAUAGGUUAGCAUGUAUUGACCAAAGUGCCCCCCCCCCCCGCAUCUGUAAAAUGUAUAUUUAUUUAUUGUAUUAAUUGGCAAAUGUUAUUCAUUGGAGAAUUUCCUGUUUCAAGUCUUUCAAAGGGGACCUAUUGUGAUUCUGACCUACAUUUAACACACCUCUUUGUGGCCUAGACCAGGGAUUCUCAAACUUUGGUACGUACGUGGGCUCCAUCUCGCAGUACGCCAAAGAAUCACUCAAUUAAAUAUUGUAAUGAGGUGACUCGAGCUGUUAUCUAAGGUUUAUCAGUCUUCAAUGGAAGUUGCUACAAUCGGACUACUGUAGGCCGUAGUCGACGCCAAAAUAAGCAAUUAAGACACAAAGAGAACCAUCCUACUCUGUCUGUGGGAAUGGUAUACUUGUUAAGUACAACCGCUGCCUUGUUUUUAAUGAAUACUUAGGCCUACUACGCUACUGUAUUUUAAUGUUGGUUAUUAUGGCGGUGAAACAUUUUAAGCUUUGGCAUUGUUAACACUCGUACUCAACAUUGUACUACAUCCAUCCAUUUUCUACCGCUUGUCCUAUCUCAGCUGCAUUCAUUAUAUCAUAAUAGGUCCUCUUUAAAGUUGUUUAUCCAAAAGAUCAGCUGUUUUGCAAUUGGCUCCCUUACUGUAUUCAAAAUGAACCAAAUCGUGACCUUAAAACUGAGGCAUGUACCGAAUCGUGAAUAUGGUACUGUUACACCCCUGGUCAAAAAACAACACUUUUACUUGUGUUGCUUUAACUCACUGUGAAUGAAAAGGCACUUUUUCUGUGUUUAAAUAGAUGCUAGUUGCAACCCUAAAGCGAAAAGAAACCCUCUCAGAUUCAUUUAUGAGAAGGAGCUUUUGUGUUUGUCACUUGUUGAUUAGGCUCAAUCAAAUGAGGAAAAAAAAGCCUUUUGGUGCCUUGUUUUUUUGUAUGUUUUUGUUUAAUUUUCUCUUUUGGAAAAGUGGAAUUACAUGCAGGAUUUUUCCUAUGUCUUUUACGGCUCACUUGAAAUGGAAAAAAAACAAAUAUAAACGGGCCAAAGCUAGCAGCUAGUUUGCUUAGUUUAGCCAAGAAAACAAACAAGGAGCUCGCGAGCAGUCUGGCUAUGCUAAAUAAAAACCCUCUCCCCUUACAAACAAAACCUUCCCAUUUAAUUAAUUGGCCCAAACUCAAAAGCACUCUUUUUUAAAACUACAUUUUACACACAGGUUUAGUUUUCACUGUCAAACUAAGCUGCUGCUUUGACAUAUCUUUCCCCCAACAUUUAAGAAAACAAAUUGCCCAAAAUGUUUAUUUAUUUUUGUUAUGGCUUUUAUCUUUUCUGCAAAUGUCACAUUUUGAUUUUUAGAUAGUUUUAGUGAGUUUUCAAUAGCAUAUGUAAGGCACAACAUAUACUUGUGGUUUUGAGCCUGGUAAGUUGCACUACCAUACUCAUCAAACUUACUUUUGUUGGCCAAAUAAUUCUUGCAAUAGAGUUAAAAAAGUAUACGUAUAUAUACUUUUUGAAAUAUAUGUAUGUUUAGAAGUAUAUGCAUUGUCUACUCUACUGUGUUACUGGACACACAUUUACUUGAAUUUACUUUUUUGUAUUCCAUUUUUUGUUAUCUUUAAAAAAAAAGAAGUGAUUUAAGGUUUAUAUUUUGUAUUUAACAUUUGCGGUGUAAUGAUGUGAUUGGGUUUUAAAUUAUAUUUUUUUUACAAUUACAUUUUGAUUUAUCUUGCAACUUCUUUACCUCCUGUUGUAAUUUGAACACCUCAGGCUAUUAAUAACGCACCACGGUGUUGGUUUGUGAUCACAUUUAGGAAUAUAUUUAUGUGACUUUUGCUGGAUUUUCACCUGGAAACAUUGAGCACUCCGUUUUGUAAAAGCAAGUUGAUUAUAUGCAAAUAUAUUGAUUUUUGUAUGUGUGGCCUAUUGCAAAGUGUCUUUUUAAUCCUAUACUUUGUUAGACUAAGAAUAAAAAUGAUGUCACACAUUUUUAUAUAUAUUUGUUUUUUGUGGUUAGG
This is a messenger RNA of Nerophis lumbriciformis (worm pipefish), 3386 nucleotides long. It is a transcript of the gene zdhhc21, whose product is annotated as zDHHC palmitoyltransferase 21. Gene Ontology annotation, cellular component: Golgi apparatus; endoplasmic reticulum. Gene Ontology annotation, biological process: protein targeting to membrane; peptidyl-L-cysteine S-palmitoylation. NCBI's taxonomy places the organism in Eukaryota, Metazoa, Chordata, Actinopteri, Syngnathiformes, Syngnathidae. Gene Ontology annotation, molecular function: protein-cysteine S-palmitoyltransferase activity. The record is from RefSeq and is a predicted model, not a curated record.